AUAAGACUAUUUAUUACAAGGCUGGGAUGGAGGUUCCUGGGAAAUUAGAUCUAGGAGCUGUAAAUGCCGAUGACUCGACAUUAGUGUGUCUCCCGUGUGAAAUUGAUGGUUUGAAGGAACCAGCUUAUGGCUUCUGUCAGGACUGCCAAGAGCAUCUAUGUGAAACAUGCUUCAAACAUCACAGACGGCCACGACCAAUGAGAAAUCAUGUCCUUGUUGACCAAGAAUCCAUGCCAAAGACCCAGGUAAAUGCACCUACAGCAUCUGACAUGUCUGGGGAUACGGCCGAUUUUUGCAAGAAACACCAAGACAAACCACUAGAAUUUUAUUGUCGGGAUCAUACAUCUGUGGCUUGUUAUGUGUGCGUUACAUUAGAACACAAACAGUGUAAGGUGGACUAUAUUCCUGAUGUUUCUGGAAACCUGUCUGAUGAGAUGACCGAUAUAUUAGAACAAAUGCAAGCAUUGAUAACAAAAUGUCAAUCAAACAUAGAAUAUGUUAGCAAAGCUGCGCAAAAUCUAGACCAGAGUCAUGCGAAAGUUGUUGAAGAUAUUAAAGUCUUCAGGAAAGAGAUAAAUGAAUGUUUGGACAGAAUGGAAACCAGAAUAUUAAAGGAAGCUGACACGAUAGUAAAAGAAGCAAAGUGUAGUCAGGAAACCGUAAAAUCUGCUCUCUUGGAGAUAACUGAAGAACUUGAAUGUUCACAUUCGUUGUUAAGGUCAUUACAAGAACAGAACAAGCAAAAUAAGCUUUUUAUCGAGAUUAAUAACGUCGGAAAAAGUCUGCCAAUACUGACAGAUAAGAAAAAGGACGUAUUGCAUGCAAAUACAACAAAGAAAUGUAUUCAAUUUAACCGUAACGCAAGCAUUAUGGAUUUUCUUAAGACCGAGAAAAAUUAUGGAACAUUGUCAACAUUUGUAUUACCAUGCCCAGAUAGAGCAAUAUAUUUACAAUAUAUGGAUACAGUAGACAUGAAACAGACAUCAGAAAAAGAAAUAAGUCACAUUUAUGGUAUGGUAAUGAUUGCUCCUACGAAAAUGGUUGUUGCUGAUAAUAAAAACGAAAAUAUAAAACUGAUCGACGUUGAGAAAAAAGAGGUUGUAACAGAGGUAAAGAUGUGUUCAUAUCCGUUGGAUGUUACAACUCUUCCAGACAAAAAGCUUGCUGUAACUUUGUUCAAUGAAACGUUUGUUCAGAUAUUGUCUUAUUCUGACGCGAAACUUUCAUUAGAUCAACGUAUAUAUGUAAGAGAAACAUGCACUGGUGUUGCUUAUGGCCAGGAUAAAUUGGUUGUAUCUUGCUGGGGAUCAAAGAAAAUAAUCAUUUUGAAUCUUCAAGGAAAAAUUCUCAAUGUUCUUGGUUCUCCUGCUAUAUUCUAUGGGCCUGUUACAGUUUUGAUCAGCAAGGAUGAAACGUUCAUAUAUGUAUCGGAUGCAGAUUGGAGUCAAAAUAGCAAGGUUUUGAAAAUGGAUUGGAAAGGAAAUAUUAAAACCGUUUAUGAAGAAUCAAUAUAUAAAUCACCUUACGGUCAAAAACAAUUAGAUGAUGAGACUAUAGUAGUGUGUUACAGAUACAGUAACACUAUUCUGAGACUGACAAGCAGCUUAAAAAAAUGUGAUAUUAUUGGACUAGAGAAAACAAAUAUUUAUUGCCCAACAGCUGUGACAUACUGUGACAGAGAACAAAAACUGUACGUAAGUUGUUCAUCAGAGAAAAACAAAAUUCAGGCUGAUAUUGUUAAAGUAUUCCAUGUGAAGUGGAUAUAAACAUUACAAAAGAAUAUGCCAUCAUAAAAAAACUCUUUAUAGAAUUUAUAUUUUCUUUUCUUCGUAAACUGAUACCUGAUGCGUUUGCAGCAUCAGGUUAUGUUUAGUGGGGAAUUUAACAGGUUUCAUGCAUAAUUCGGUCCAUUAUAGAGCAAUGAGUUUUUCCUUAGCAUUGGCAAGUGCAUUCCAAAUGUUAUUGUACAAGGUGAAAUUGGCUAGAAUCAUUAUUGAUGGAAAACAGUUUGUUAUCUUUUGAAGUCGUUGUUUGAAUUUUGAUAGUUAAAGAGGAAAUAAAUCUGUAUUUGUAUGGAAUUUGAAUAAAGGCAAUAUAUUGUAAUAGAUUUUUAUUGUCAGAGACAAGUUUAGUUCGUAAGGAAUUAAAUGUACACUCAAUUGUAGUUUUCGUGAAAGAAAUUGAUAGAACAACUUACUGAUGCUUUCAAUGCUUUAUAUGAAUGUCAAACAGCUCAGUAAUAUAUUCAUUUGCAGAGAGUCACAGGUGUGAGUGGUGUGAGUGGAAGUCAAAUAAGCUUAGAACAUAUAUAACUUUUAAAGAUACUUAUGCUG
Ruditapes philippinarum (Manila clam) is the source of this 2333-nucleotide messenger RNA. RefSeq lists its product as uncharacterized. Lineage: Eukaryota; Metazoa; Mollusca; Bivalvia; Venerida; Veneridae. Gene Ontology annotation, molecular function: zinc ion binding; protein binding. The transcript has 2 exons. The record is from RefSeq and is a predicted model, not a curated record. Bases 27 to 1766 code for a protein of 579 amino acids.